This is a messenger RNA of Rhopalosiphum maidis (corn leaf aphid), 2058 nucleotides long. Its product is annotated as transcription initiation factor TFIID subunit 8-like. Lineage: Eukaryota; Metazoa; Arthropoda; Insecta; Hemiptera; Aphididae. The record is from RefSeq and is a predicted model, not a curated record. Gene Ontology annotation, cellular component: transcription factor TFIID complex. Gene Ontology annotation, molecular function: protein heterodimerization activity. The transcript is spliced from 4 exons. Gene Ontology annotation, biological process: transcription initiation at RNA polymerase II promoter. The coding region runs from base 170 to 1018 and encodes 282 amino acids.
AUGUAUUGUGAUAAUAAUAAUUAACAAAAAUAAUAAUACUUGAAUUUUGGAUUUUCAUUAUUCUCAAACGUAACCGCGGACGGGAUUAUUAAAAUAUAUUGUAUUGUGUUUGGGCUGACGGAAUUCUUGAACGUCCGCAAUCGAUUGCGUCUGUCGGACCAGUGCAAUAAUGGAUAAAACUAUGGAGAGGAAAUUUUUAAAGACCACUGUGGCCGGAAUUUUAAUGGAAAUCGGAUUUCAAGCUGCAGAACCAGGCGCAUUGGAGACUCUUGUCGAAAUGCUUUAUAGUAUCUUAUCUCAGAUGGGAAAUAGUAGUCGUCGUUAUGCAGAAAUAGCUGGGCGUCUUGAGCCUCUUGGGGCCGAUGUUAUGAUGGGCUUAAUUGACAUGGGUAUGUUCAAAAAUGCGUCUAGCUUAUUAGCUUAUGCAAAAAGGUCAAAUCGAGCUGUUCUCCCUAGUCCUAUACCAUCUGUACAGCCUCGCCAAACAAGUAACCUACAAGCAGGGACUAGACUGCCACAUCCAUCAUACAUGCCAAGUUAUAUGCCGGCUUUUCCAGAUCCACAUGCAUACAUAAGAACACCAACACACAAACAACCAGUUACUGAAUAUGAAGCAAUCCGUGAAAAAUCUGCAAUUCAAAAACAUGAACUUGAAAAAUCAUUGAUUAAGUUUUUAAUAAAAACUGGUCCUACGGAGAGUUUAUUUUUGAAUCAAGAAAAUGAUUGCUUUGCAUUGAUAGCCAACAAACCACAACAACCUGCAUACUUCUCAGCAUUGUUGCCUCAAGAUCAAGUAUUUGAUGAAGAUCCUGAUGAAACUGAAAUACCAGCACCUAGUAAAAAAAUUAAGUUCAAAAAAGAAAUUCAGAUCAAAGAAGAUUUUGAUGAAAAUGAAGAACAAGAAAAUGAAAACGAAGAAGAAGAAGAAGUAAACAACGGUGACGAAACUGAAUCAAAACCAGAAGAGCCCAUUGACAACCCUUUCUUGAGACCUGUUAAGUAUCCAGCCGCUCCUUAAAAUUGUUUUGCUAAACAUAUUGCAAAUACAUUAGGAAAUAAUUUUGAUACUAAAUCAAAUAUGUGAUCAACUCCAGAUCUUUGUACAUUUUGUUACAUAUCACUGUUAUUUUAAGUAAAAUAUUUUGUCUUGCGAUUAUAAUCAAUGUCUUGUAAAUUUUUAUUCUAUUUUAUAUCAAAUGACAAGGCUGGCUUAUGAUUAAGAAUUAAAGUUAAGUUACUUUAAAGUAAUUUCAUAAUUUAAAAUUGUAAAAUAUAAAGUAAUUAUUUAUUUUUCAAAUUAAUUAUUAUGUAUUUUUAUAAAUUACAUGGGUAAUAUUCCAUUCUUUUGUACAUACUAACUAGUAUUUUGUUUGUACUAACUAGUUUUUGUCAUCGUUUUUAAUUAAGAGAGGACUGCUACCUUUUAUGUAUGGAUCUUUUUUCCAUUCUGUAAAAUAGAUCUAAGUUUAGUAGGUAAUAAUUAAUAAGUAAAGGCAUUACUGUAAAACCAUAUAGAUUUGUCAAAUCCAAGAAAAAUGUUGGUUGUAACUUGAAAUUUAAAUGUUACAUUGUAACAUUUAUAUUUUAUUUACAAAUAUACAAUAAUGGUUAUUAUUUGUACUGAAAAUAAUAUUUAAAGUUUAUAAUGUACAUGCUAUGAAUAUACAAAAGCAGUGGCGUGUCAGAGUUGAAACUUUUUUGAAACAAUUGCUUUCAGACAAAAUGGGUGGGUCGAGGAAUAGUGGAUAGGUAAUGGGUUUAGUGUAAUAAAAAGUUUUUAAUAGGUAAUAAUAUUUAAACUAUAUUAAGUAGAAAAAUGUAGAUUAAGCUGUGGAUGCAUGGGUACUCAAAUGGUAGUUUUCCACAGGUCUGAAAAUUGUUCAGCACACUACUGCACAAAAAUGAGAUAUAAUAUUAUGAAUUUAUUAAAAAUUAACAUCCCAAUUGUUGGUUUUUUUUAGGGUGGGAUGGUGCGAAGAAUCUUUGUAUAUUUUUACAUCUUAAAGGAUUUAUAAAAACAGCUAUUACAGAACCACUUAAUUAGUACAGAGGAGAGUA